Molecule: messenger RNA, 4392 nt
Organism: Larimichthys crocea (large yellow croaker)
Lineage: Eukaryota; Metazoa; Chordata; Actinopteri; Sciaenidae
Gene: plcl2
Product: phospholipase C like 2
Exons: 6
Coding region: 192-3530 (1112 amino acids)
Biological process (GO): phosphatidylinositol metabolic process; gamma-aminobutyric acid signaling pathway; phosphatidylinositol-mediated signaling
Molecular function (GO): phosphatidylinositol-4,5-bisphosphate phospholipase C activity
Source: RefSeq, a predicted model, not a curated record
AGCACAAUGCACGGAGCGAAGCGAGCCCCGCUUGUCUUUGUAGGAACCUGGCAGAAAUGUGCACCGGGAGGACAUGAUAUGGCAGAAUUGCAAUAAUAAUAAUAAGGCCACGCAGGAAAUUGGAGUAAAACGCUUUUUGUGUAUGUGUGUGAGAGGCAGAGAAAGAGUGUGUGUGUGUGUGAGAAGUGCCUAUGGCGGAGUUUGGGGAUGACGGCAGCCUGCCUCCAUUGAAUCUUGAGGAUACGACCGUGCCCAGCGACGGAGCAGCUGGCAAGACGCAUUGCGAAGAAGUGUCGGUCUUGAAUGGAGACUGUGGGAUAUCAGAAAAUAUGGUCGGUUCGGGAUCCAUCGUCCCACCUGGCAGCCAAGACGGGAUGGAAACCAGCGCCAACAACACCUCUGUCGGAUUGGAUGGCAAAUCUGAAAUACCACGCAGGAGCAGCAUAAUCAAGGAUGGCUCAAGGCAGCGUAAAGAAAGAAAGAAGACUGUAUCAUUCAGCAGCAUGCCCACUGAGAAGAAAAUAAGCAGUGCAAGCGACUGUAUAAGUGCAAUGGUGGAUGGCUCUGAGCUGAAGAAAGUGCGAUCAAAUUCUCGCAUUUACCACCGCUACUUUCUGCUUGAUGCCGACAUGCAGUCUUUGAGAUGGGAGCCCUCGAAGAAGGAAUCAGAAAAGGCCAAAAUUGAUGUAAAAUCCAUCAAGGAGGUUCGAACAGGGAAAAAUACAGACACUUUUAGAACAAAUGGAACCUACGAUCAGAUAUCAGAGGACUGUGCUUUCUCAAUCAUCUUUGGGGAGAACUAUGAGUCCCUGGACUUGGUGGCAAAUACUGCAGAUGUAGCCAACAUCUGGGUUACAGGGCUGAGGUACCUGAUCUCCUAUGGGAAACAUACCUUGAAUAUGAUAGAGAGCAGUCAGAACAACAUGCGCUCAUCUUGGCUAGGCGAACUUUUUGAUGAGGCAGACAUAAACAACAGCAAACAAAUAACGAUAUGUGCUGCUGUGCAGUUAGUCAAAAAGUUGAACCCGGGACUCAAAAAUGUGAAAAUAGAACUAAAGUUCAAGGAGCUUCAUAAAGCUAAGGACAAGGCAGGUUCUGAGGUGACAAAAGAGGAGUUCAUCGAGGUCUUUCAUGAUCUUUGCACCAGGCCAGAAAUUUAUUUUCUCUUUGUUCAGUUCUCCAGUAACAAAGAGUUCCUGGAUACCAAGGACUUAAUGAUAUUUCUGGAGGCAGAGCAGGGUAUGGCACAAGUCAGUGAAGACAUCAGCUUAGAGGUCAUUCAGAAAUAUGAACCAUCUAAAGAGGGUCAGCUUAAGGGCUGGCUUUCUCUCGAUGGGUUCACCAACUAUCUCAUGUCUGCAGAGUGCCAUAUAUUUGACCCUGAGCAAAAAACGGUGUGCCAAGACAUGAAACAGCCCUUGUCCCACUAUUACAUCAAUGCAUCCCACAACACAUAUCUCAUAGAAGAUCAAUUCAGAGGUCCAUCUGAUGUGACAGGGUAUAUCCGUGCCCUCAAGAUGGGCUGCCGUAGUGUAGAACUGGAUGUGUGGGAUGGGCAUGAUAACGAACCCGUUAUUUACACUGGUCACACGAUGACAUCGCAGAUUGUUUUUCGCAGCGUCAUUGAUGUCAUCAACAAGUAUGCCUUUGUUGCAUCUGAGUUUCCACUGAUUCUAUGUUUAGAAAACCAUUGCUCCUUAAAGCAGCAGAGAGUCAUGUUUCAGCACCUAAAGAAAAUCUUUGGAGACAAGAUCCAACUGGAUCCACCAAAACCUGAGGACUGCUACCUCCCUUCUCCUUUUGAACUUAAGGGAAAGAUCUUGCUGAAGGGUAAGAAACUCAGCACAAACUGCACUGCUUCAGAAGGUGAGGUGACAGAUGAGGACGAGGGGGCAGAGAUGUCUCAAAGGAUGAGCAUCGAGUCUGCAGAACAACAGACUAUUGCACCCAAGAAAUUCCAGCUGUCGAAGGACCUCUCUGAUCUGGUGACCUUGUGUAAGUCUGUGGAGUUCAAAGACUUCCCGACGUCUUUCCAGAGCCAGAAACAAUGGGAGCUCUGCUCUUUCAACGAGGUCUUUGCCAGUCGCUGUGCCAGUGACUUCCCAGGUGACUUUGUUAACUACAACAAGAAGUUCCUGGCGCGGGUUUACCCCAGCCCUAUGCGGAUUGACUCCAGCAACAUGAAUCCACAAGACUUCUGGAAGUGCGGUUGCCAGAUCGUGGCAAUGAACUAUCAGACUCCAGGCCUGAUGAUGGAUUUGAACAUCGGCUGGUUCCGUCAGAAUGGCAACUGCGGCUAUGUGCUACGUCCGGCGAUCAUGAGGGAGCAGGUUUCCUAUUUUAGUGCCAACACUAAAGAUUCGGUGCCUGGCGUUUCUCCACAGCUCUUACACAUCAAAAUCAUCAGUGGACAAAACUUCCCAAAACCCAAAGGCUCAGGUGCCAAAGGAGACGUGGUGGACCCCUACGUGUAUGUGGAAAUACACGGCAUUCCUGCUGACUGCGCUGAACAAAGGACUAAAACCGUCAACCAGAAUGGGGACAACCCUCUGUUUGAUGAGAGCUUUGAGUUUCAGAUAAACCUCCCCGAGCUUGCAAUGGUGCGCUUUGUGGUGCUGGACGACGACUACAUUGGUGACGAGUUCAUCGGCCAAUACACGAUCCCCUUCGAGUGUCUCCAGCCAGGCUUUCGCCAUGUGCCGCUGCAGUCUCUCACAGGAGAGGUUCUGCCACAUACCUUGUUGUUUGUUCAUGUGGCCAUAACCAAUCGAAGAGGAGGUGGCAAACCACACAAAAGAGGACUGUCUGUACGAAAGGGCAAGAGGAGUAGAGAGUAUGCCAGCAUGAGAGUGCUAUUGAUCAAGGCUGUGGACGAUGUCUUCAAAACAGCCCUGCUGCCACUGAGGGAGGCAACAGACCUCAGAGAAAACAUGCAGAAUGCCAUUGUGUCCUUUAAAGAGCUGUGUGGCCUUUCAGCAGUGGCUAACCUGAAGCAGUGCAUCUUGGCCCUUUCCCCUCGACUGACUGGGCCCGAAAGCAGCCCCAUUCUGGUGUUCAACCUCAGCGACCAGUACCCUAACUUGGAGCCCCAAGGCCUACUACCAGAGGUCCUCAAGAAAGUGGUCACCACGUACGACAUGGUGAUCCAGACCAGCAAGACUCUGCUGGAGAGCUCUGAGGGGGUGUAUGACAGAAUCCUACAAACUCAAAAAGCAGCGAUGGAAUUUCACGAGAACCUCCAUGACCUGGCCGUGAAGGAAGGGCUGAAGGGCAGGAAGCUGCACAAGGCGGUGGAGAGCUUCACGUGGAACAUCACCAUACUGAAGGGUCAGGCAGACCUACUGAAGCACGCCAGGAGUGAAGUCCAGGAGAACCUCAAGCAGAUCCACUAUGCCGCGCUCACCUGUAACCUGAGUAAAGGCGGACCAACGGGCAGCUCCUCCGGCUCCGAGUCCAAGAGCAGACGCAGCCUGGAGGCCAUUCCUGAGAAGGCCACCGCGGAGGAGGAGCUCACUGAUGAGGACAACUAAAAGACCCGCAGUCCUGCUCCGGUGCUCUCCCGGCACCCACAUUCAGACCUCUACUCUGUUCCUGCCUCUUGAGCUCAAAAACCCAAAGCUCUCUGUGUCUUUAUCCCGGCAUCAUGUGUUUUUCCACAUUCCAUCGUGUACAUUCCUGCAUCCCAGGCACAGCUGUAACCUCUCAGACUUCUGCCUUGUAAUCGUCAAUAAAAUGCCACCGCCACUCAAGGACGCGGAUCACACAAGGUUUGAGAGAAGUUCGGAAAAUGACUAUCAUUACUUCUAAGUCUUAAAAUGUUCAGGAGCUGCACUGAAAGCUUAAACACAUGCUACACAUCUGAUGCUGCCCGGCCAUUAUAUGCACACGUCAUAUAAAUACUGAAUCUCACCACGCAGCAAAAACAGAAACCUUUAGGGAAAGCUGAAAGGAACACUGACGACUCAGUGUCAGACAUAAAUCCGAACUUUCCAGAGCAUAAAACUCAUAAAUCCACAGUCCUAACAUUAGUUUGUUGCCCUCCCUUCACUCCUCUGACCCAGACUCUGGAGCUGAGUGAACUACCAGCCACGUGACCGAUUAAGACAUUGACCUACUGUUCAGAGACAGUGCACUUCUACUCAGCAGACCGGGGUGUUACCCGAGAAGACAAAAAAUUUAAAAAAAGAGCGAGACGUCAGGUUGUUGUAAGAGAUUUCUUAAAGCACAAUUUUUCUGGAGUUAUGAAUGUAACAGGACAGAGCGAGCGAGGAGCGAGCGGAAGGAGCCGAGGAAAGACGGAUGAAAACGUCACGAGAGUAAAGAGCUGUUUACAAUACUGAACUUUGUCCAUGUUCUUGUCUGCCAAAAUAGUAUAAAUAUACUAUGUGUAUA